AUGAGGCUACGGGAGGCUGAGCUUAUGCGCGAGAAGAAUGAAUUGUUCGGUGCGCAGCAGGAGCUCUACCACCAUCUCAACAACAUGGCAAUGGAAAAGGAGGAACUGAUCCGGGUUCAUACCCUGGAGACAGCCGAGCUUCGCAAGAAGAAUAACAUCCUCAAGGAAACAGUGGAGAAGCUUGAAAGACAUGCCAGAUCCUCUGCCUCCAAUAUGGCAACUGACUUCUCUGACUUUGAGAACCUUACCAUGGACAACACUCCCUGGGAAGAACUCACCAUGGUCAACAGUCUCUCUCUCGAUGCUGAUCCAGUUACUAGCGCUCCUGCCAACGAGAGAAGCACAGAGAAAUCUGCGAACAGCGACUACCCCUUCAGCUGGAACGCUUUCUACAUGUGUCUUCUUUUUGGUGCCUUCAUCGCCUCCAACGGUACUUCUCUUUCUGCUCGCGCUAUUCCGCAGCUAUCGGAGGAAUACCGCGCGGAGUCUGCCAACGUCCUCAAGGCCGUCUUGUCUUCUUCUCCACCAGAACUUGCACAGCCUUCGAACCAGCCCGCCGUUUCUGCGUCGGCUGGCCCGCUCCCAACAACCAUCAGUGGGGCGGAGAUGGCUCAGAUGUCUGCGGGCACUGCCCCCUCGUCCAACCUAGAUGAGCUCCACGACUCGUUGGCGAUGCCUACCAAGGCGCAGGAACAGGAACAGGUCUUCUCGCUCAAUGCUGACCAGUACAACUCCUUGACCACUUAUGAUGACAACGGCGCUGAAUACAAGCCGCAACAGGCUUCACAAUUCCAACAAGCGUUGGCUGCGAUGCGGGGCAAUGUUGCGCAGAAGAUGCCGCACAAAGCUACCUCUGAUGUCUACUCGAGAUCACUCAUGUGGGAUCGGGUUCCUGAAAAGGUAAUCCAGGACUUCCGACGGAUGGUCCAGGAAUACGGUGUUUCUCCCGUCAAGGAAGAACAGUCCGGUUUCAGCCAGUCCUAA
Aspergillus oryzae RIB40 is the source of this 984-nucleotide messenger RNA. RefSeq lists its product as uncharacterized. Lineage: Eukaryota; Fungi; Ascomycota; Eurotiomycetes; Eurotiales; Aspergillaceae. The record is from RefSeq and is a predicted model, not a curated record. The transcript has a single exon. The coding region runs from base 1 to 984 and encodes 327 amino acids.